CCCUGACGCAACCUCAGCCGAGUGCUCGCCAUCUUGAUGAGACGACACUUGCAGGAGUACCAUUGCCAUCCGGGAUGUACUUUUCCAAGAGCUCGUACUACUCCGCAGCGGAGCAUGCCGCCAUGCUCAUGGGCAAGGUUACACAGGCGGGGCUGGAGGCGUUGAUUUUCUUGGCUGAUUGGCAUCAGAACCACAUCUGCUGCGAGUUUUACACCGAGGAGACGAUCCGACAGAUGGAGAUUGACACGCGCAAACUGGUGCGGCUCUUGAUGACUCAGUAUUCACGGGAUGGGCAUGGUUGGAAUCUCAUUAAGAUCCAUGGCCUCAACCACAUGCCCGAAGCCAUCCGACGUGGCGGUCAUCCGCGCGAGUAUUCGACACGUUCGAAAAUGCCCACGUCCGUUUGUGCAAGGAGCCGUUCCGGGCAUCAAACAAGCGUGGCCAUGUUGGGGGGCAGCUCGACACAGCAUGCCAUGCAGUGUCUUCCACCUGCGCUGGAGGGGGAAACGCACGAGUACAACACUGCGGCUAAGCGGAGUGGAGGGGUCGCCCCACGCCUGGUCCUACGCGUGGCCCGCACGGCAAUUGGGGGGACACAACUCGCUCAGUGGACUAUGGCAGGUUUGCUGAAGGCCUUGGCAGCGGGUCGCUCCCAAUUAUUUUUGUUCCAACGUUGGGCAGGCACGCACCUGAGGCAGGCCGACUCUGACCACCAGUUCAGCGACCAUCUCGGAUGGGUGUGACGUCACAGCUCGCGGUUAUUCGUUGUUCAUGGAGUACAAUGACGGGUGGAAUUCUAGCUGGGUAUUGCCGGGUCAUGCAGAGGCACGGCUUCUCCAGCACUUAGGCAUAGGUGCACAGGGCAAUUGCUCUACCAAAGAACGACGUGCGGACUGGUGAGGCAACGGCCCGAUAUGCGCGUGCUGCACCCCAACAUUUUCGUUUGUCGAGUAUGGUCCACCUGAUACUGUGGCGGCGUAUGGGAAGUUAGUGUUGCUGUUGUGUGCCCGCAAGGAGGAUGUCGCUCAAGGGGGUGCUGCGCACGAGGUCGCAUACAUUAAGCCAUGGAAGUGCGACCGCGUUGAUGCCUUGGCGGGAUGCAUGAGGCUGCAGGAGGUGCAAAGUGUCAAACAUGUUUAUUGAUCAUGUUUGUAU
Molecule: messenger RNA, 1155 nt
Organism: Closterium sp. NIES-67
Lineage: Eukaryota; Viridiplantae; Streptophyta; Zygnematophyceae; Desmidiales; Closteriaceae
Source: the annotation of a GenBank genome assembly